Molecule: messenger RNA, 1426 nt
Organism: Galendromus occidentalis (western predatory mite)
Lineage: Eukaryota; Metazoa; Arthropoda; Arachnida; Mesostigmata; Phytoseiidae
Product: patanin-like phospholipase domain-containing protein
Exons: 1
Coding region: 248-1426 (392 amino acids)
Biological process (GO): triglyceride catabolic process; lipid homeostasis
Cellular component (GO): cytoplasm; membrane; lipid droplet
Molecular function (GO): triacylglycerol lipase activity
Source: RefSeq, a predicted model, not a curated record
GAGCUAGCGUCAAUCAGUUCUUAUGCACGCUCCGAAGGCUCAAGUGCUGGCUGCAGCGAAAAGGAUUUGAUAAUUAUUCGAGUAGUGCCUGAGGAGCUCCAUCGGCCAUUGGGAAGACGCCGUCAAAGAGGAGACUUGACCUCGCGCCGCGGGAAGGUAUCGGAUCCAUCCGCGAUAGUGUCCCCGUGGGAAAGUUCUCGUUUGCGGAGAACAUUCGUUGUUACACCCUGCUUGGGUCGGCAUCUAGAUGUCCUCAGAUCCAGAAACUCCCACACAAGCUGAUCCGAGCCUCAGCGAUCACGCUCAUCUAAGCUUCUCGGGAGGCGGAUUUCUCGGAAUCUACCAUGCCGGAGUUCUACAAGCCUUCAAAGACUUCGCUCCGGAGAUAACCACACGUAAAGUUCUCGGAGCCUCCUCCGGAGCCCUGGCUUCGUGUUUCCUCGUUUGCGAUCUACCCGUCGAGCGGGCGGUCGAUGUCGUUGCCCGCAUGGCGGUCCACUGCAGGAGCUUGAGUCUGGGUCCUCUGGAUCCUGGCUUCGACAUUUUCAACAUCAUGAGGGAUGGACUCGAGAAGUGUUUGCCCGAAGACGCGCAUAUUCGGUGUUCGGGCAGAAUGUUCAUCUCCGUCACCCGAGCCUUCAGUCAACGGAACGAGAUCAUAUCGGUGUUCGACUCGCGCGAAGAGCUCAUCAACGCGGUCAUGGCAUCGUGCUUCAUUCCAUAUUUCUUAGGGAUCAUAGCUCCGAGAGUCAAAGGUGUGUUUUACAUCGACGGAGGUUUCAGCGUCAACGAACCGGUGCACGACGAGUUCACCGUGACAGUGUCUCCUUUCCCUAAUCGAGGAACCGUUAUACGACCUCGGAAGGAAAUGUUCCCCAUCUCGACGAUGCCUUCCUCGAUAAUUACGAUGUACAAAACGGUAGCGGCUCCGCCGCUGGAGAAGCUCAUCGAAAUAUGCCAGCAAGGCUAUGAGGACGCUGUUCACUAUUUGCGAACACAUAAUCUGCUCUCAUGCCGAGAGUGCUCCGAAUCGAGACGGAAGACGUCGAUGAAGAAGAAGAAUAAAAAAGGUUCCGCAAUCGCUUGUUCCAAAUGCGACAGCCUUAUUUCGCUGUCGAGAUCUCCACGGAUGGAGGAAAAGUACCUGAAACCCUUCAUCGAUGCCGCAGCCGCUGAGCGCAAACAUCGAGAGCUACACCCGCUAGUUUCAACACGUGCCGUGCAGACCCUAAUUGUGCUCUUUUCACUUCUGGCUCUGCCUAUAACAUCUGUUGUGACAUGGGCGCUGAGGGUUUAUAGGUAUCUCGUGGAGCAUUCUACUUUCGUCGGGUACGUGAAGCAGAUCACCUCGCAAAACGAGACGCACUUGGAAGGCUCUGAGGGUCGCGGGAAAUCCUUCAGGGGUCGUUCGUAUCCUCAUUCUUGA